This is a messenger RNA of Achroia grisella, 1960 nucleotides long. It is a transcript of the gene hig, whose product is annotated as locomotion-related protein Hikaru genki. The transcript is spliced from 10 exons. The coding region runs from base 102 to 1559 and encodes 485 amino acids. Lineage: Eukaryota; Metazoa; Arthropoda; Insecta; Lepidoptera; Pyralidae. The record is from RefSeq and is a predicted model, not a curated record.
UUGCGUAUUUAUUUAUGCAAAAUGUUAAAUGCACUUAAAUAAAUAAAAAACAUUAUAAUAUAAAAAAAAUAUCAGCUAAGAUCAGCAGUAAAUUUACUGAAAUGUUUUUAAAUAAAGUGUUAUUUAUGAUCCAAAUAAUUAUUCCAUUAAUUGCGUGUGAUAAUGAAGAAAACACUACAUUUCUUGAAGAUGACUUCAAAUGUUCCUUGCCUGAUGUCACCAGUGUCGACAUUAACUUAGACAUAACAAGGUUUAGAUCAGAUUUCUCCAAGAUAUCAGAGGUGAAAUUUCCUGGACUCAUUGGUCCAUUGAACGAGAGGCUGAUAUGUAAGAUCAAGUGUAUAGAUGGAAACUGGGUUGGCCCACUCUGUUCCAGUACACCAGAUGGCAGAUUCCAGCCUAUUUUGAGAGAAUGUCUUUAUACAAAUGAUCAUCCUCGUUUGGCGAUUUCCUUCAAAAAUUCAUCUAUUGAUAAAAAUACUCCAUUCCCUCAUGGUUCAGUAAUUGUGGCCAGAUGUAAACAUUAUGGGCUAUACAAGCUGAAAGGUGAGAGUUUGUUGCGGUGCGAAAAUGGAGAAUGGACACCAAAAAUACCAGAAUGCGUGCCUACAACUGUCAUUACCAAUUUUACAGGCGAUGCGCCUCCCACUAUACAAUACACAGUGGUUAGUGGAUCAGCGGUUGUGGAGCCGUCCGGAGAAUUGUUUGUAUACCCGGACAGUUCUGUGCGUCUCGACUGUGUCUCGCUCCGUACAUUGGGUGAUCCUGACUGGAGUUGGACGCAGGCGCUCGGCCAACACAAUGCUGCGUGGUCUCCAGACGAAGGCGAGAAAGAGACGCAUUAUCGGUUGACACUAACCAAAAUGUCAGCAAGACAUAGCGAUCAGUACACUUGCACCUCGCCAGGCGGUCACACAAACACUGUUCUUAUUAAAGUUGUUAAUGUGGCGUGUCCUCAAAUAAAUAUAUCUUCAGCUAGAGUGCGUCAAUUCGCGCAAGGUACACGCCUGGGCCACUCCAUUCACUUCAGCUGUCAACCAGGGUUCCACCUCAAUGGAUCUUCGAUUCUAACCUGCAUGGGCAAUGGUCGCUGGUCCUCCCUGCCGCCCACGUGCGAGGAAACCUUCUGUCCAAUGCUGAACACCCUGGGACCUCACCUGAGCGUGGUGGAAUAUAACUCUUCGUACGGAGGUCGCGCUGUAUUCCAAUGCGCCUGGGGCUAUAGGCUGAUCGGUACGCCCGGCCUCGAAUGCGAGCUCGAUGGGAAAUGGUCUGGGGAUACUCCACUUUGCAUGCCCAUCUAUUGCCCAGACCCACUGGUUCCCGAAAAGGGGAAACUGUUAACGGAAGCGUCAGCGAAGCACGGCAAAUAUCCGGUGGGUGAUCUGAUGAUAUACUCCUGUGAUGACGGCUAUGAGGUUGUGGGGGAAUCGUCCAUAGUCUGCACCGAAAACGGUUUCUGGUCACAUCCACCGCCAUUCUGUCUUCCCCCAGCGGAAAUUAAGAAAACUGACACUAUAUACAUAGAAAAUACUACGCUAGUUCACUUUGAAGAUUAAUUUUUGAUCCAUAUUCAAUCGAUACUAGAUAAUAACCUCGUUCUUUAAUCUACUUCCUCUUUAUCUGAGCUUUACUAUUAUGCCUAUUACCUUUCUUUCAUUUAUCACCAUUCAAAUCUAUCUAAUUUUAGUAUGUUUAUUACCUUUAUAUCCAUCAACGUUUAAUACAAUAUUAAAUUGAAAUUGAAAAAAUCUACUAACAUUACUCUCCUAAAUCUCACAAAUUAAAUCUAAAAACAAAUAUGACAUCAUCUGUAGUAACAUAAAAUUGGGAAUCGAUCGAAGAUUAAAUUGUAUUUUAUAAAGAAGUAAUAAAACUUCCGAACGACUCACUAUUUUGCAGCCCAUUUGUCGAAAAUCAACUGAGAAAAUUAAAAUUUUGUGCAUGUUAAAUGAGUAAU